Molecule: messenger RNA, 1980 nt
Organism: Iphiclides podalirius (scarce swallowtail)
Lineage: Eukaryota; Metazoa; Arthropoda; Insecta; Lepidoptera; Papilionidae
Source: the annotation of a GenBank genome assembly
AUGUUGGACUCCCGCUCUGAGAAGGGCAGACCUACCAACUCUCUCUCCUCCCUCAUACCGUUAGCCAAAGGCCUCAACCAGCGAUCGUGGCGACUCCACAAUGACCUUCGCCACUGCCCCGGACCCGGACCCGCUCCAGACAGACCUCUGGAGAGAGUCACCAACUGGAGCCUGGAGGAAGACAACCCUCGUCCAAUUAUCUCCGACGACGAAACAUCAUCAGUAAACUCCGUUCCUGAGUCUCCCACAGCCGAAAUUCCAGAAAGGGAUAGAAUGAGUUUAUUGAUAAACUCCAGCAGGCGGCUCGGUGUAGAGAUGGAUAUGGCAACCAAGAAGGCCAAUGAAAUGCUCCUCAGAGAGAAGGAGGCAUUAGAAUGCGCCGGCAACAUGAAGAGGGAGUGCAAGCAGACGGCACUCGAGUGCUUGCAGUCCCUCUACGAAAUGGUUCUGGCACUAUCGGACUCCAGGUCCUGGCAUAAAUACAACCUGGAGAAGGAGCGCACUCGCAGCGCGCAAGAACUAAUGCGACUAGAGCGCGCCCACACCAAGACCGUGACGGGGCUGAUAAAAGAACUGGCCUCAGAUUUGUAUAGUGCCAGAAAAGAAAUUAAAAAUACUUUAACGGAAGCGAAAAACAUACGCAGUUGGCUGGACUUUGAAACCCAGGAGCCAUUCCGAAAAAUCAGCGAGAUCCAGGGUGGACUCAAAGAGCAAGAAAAGCGGAUCAAAGCCCUCCAGGACCUCACUAAUGAUGACGCAGCGGCCAAGACCUCCGCAAAUCUCUCCUCUCUACAGGGCAAGGUGGAGACCUUAUGGAACAACACAAAUGAGAUGCGCUCCACCUUGCAAAAAAAACGCGAAAAGACCAUUGCACAAAUAGAGUCCAGCCACAAGACCCUAAAGCGUAUGGAGAAGGCGCUUCCUUCCCUAACAAAUGACGGCAUAAUGAGUACUGAAAUGGCAAAGCUCAGGAAGCUAGUGGAGGAAGUAAAAGAUCAGGCAAAACAACAGCAAGCCAUCGAUCCCACAGCAGCUUCCAUAAAUGAGGAAGUGCUAAACAGGAUAAUUAAUCCCUUGCAGGAAAAAAUAGAAAUAAUGUGCUCGGAGCUGAGGACGUUAAGAGAACAUCGGAAUAGAUCUUCGGAUCUCACGGCCGUCAACCUGGCGAAGGAAAUGGGAAUAGCCACCAAACCCGAAGGCAAACCGAAGCCUUCUUACGCCAGAGUGGCGGCCACUCCACCACCUCCAAAACCCAACCACACGCUCAUAGUGUCAUCGACAGACCCCAAAAAAACCGGGGAGAACGUCAUUGACAUUAUACGGGAAACCCUGGACACAAAAACAACGGGUGCCAGGGUGGAAAGGGUGAGGAAGGCGCGUAACCAAAAAAUCGUCCUGAGCUGCGGGAGCAAACAUGACUUGGACCUAACCAAAAUUCGGCAAAACAAAGAACUGAAAGCCGAAGUCGCCAAAGCUAAUAACCCACUGGCAAUCGUGCGGGACGUGCUGGCAUACCACUCAGAUGCCGAAAUUCUCCAGAAUAUAAUCAGUCAAAACAAACAUCUAUUACAAGACAUCGACAUGAAGACCUGUGUGUUGAGAGUGAAGUACAGGAAGAAGGCGCGCAAUCCACUAGAAUGUCACCCUGUACUAGAGCUCUCGCCAUCCGUAUACAGGAGACUGAUAGAAGAAGGAAAAAUAUACAUAGGUCUCCAAAGAAGGCCAAUUUUUGACCACUCGCCUCUUGUGCAAUGCACCAAAUGCCUUGGAUUUGGGCAUACUAGAGGUGUGUGCCAAGAAAAAGAUAAGCUCUGCAGCCACUGCGGAGAGGCCCACAAAUGGGAAAAAUGUCCCAGUAGACUUGAUGGCUUACCUCCAAAGUGCAAAAACUGCAAAGAAUCAUCCCACCCAUCGAGGGCAUCGACUUGGCACACAACGCCUUCAACAAAGACUGCAAAAUCUGGCAAAAGUGGGAUGCAA